AUGGUAGGACAAGAAGAAUGGCUGGAUCAAACCACCUAUUACUCGGUUUUGGGAUUGACUACCGAUGCUUCAGAAGCUGAGAUCAAGAAAGCUUACCGUAAAAUAGCGAUAGCUAUUCACCCAGACAAGAACAAGUCCAAUGGUGCGGCCGAAAUUUUCAAACUGGUUUCCCACGCUCAAUCUGUCUUGGCCGAUAAACAGAAGAGACAAGAUUACAAUCGAAAACUGAUUUCAAAGGGUCUCCACACAUAUGUACCGAAAAUUUGCAAAUUGUCAUCAAUGGUCUCAGCAGUAGCAGGGAAAAAUACUGCAAAUGAGAGAGAGUUCCAAACGCCUUCCUCUUCGCCACAGAAACCUCAGUCUCGAGCUAAUUCUGUCAAAUCCACUAACGAAAGUGCUAGCAAACCCACUAACUUCAGCCAUUUCUCAUCUCAAACCUCAUUUUCACGCCAAAGUAAACCCUACGAGCAACAACCGUACGGAUUUGGGGUCGCAAAUGAAUUUCAACAGAGAAGCCCAGGGGCCGUGAGACCAUCUUCUUCGGCCAAAGGAAGUGAAAAGCACAAUACAUUCAAGGCAAAGAGCUACCAACACCAGCGUCCAGAAUCAGAGCAGAAAAGGGAAUUUAAAACAAGUGGUUCCACUCAUGGAUCAAGGUCCCAAGCCACCAAACAGGGCCUCAAAAACGACGCUCGACCGGCGCAAGAUUUGCCAGAUAAUAUGGCCAACGAAGGGAAAAGGACAAAGCUGGAUGACAAUCAGAGUCGCAAAAACAGCGCAUUCUCUUCUCCCUUUUCGAACCACCAUGAACGGCACUACGCGAGGACCACGCGUCACGAAAGAGAACAACAAAGAAGGUCUACAUCGCCGGUGAAGAAUCAGCCCAACACGGGUGCAGACACUCUACAAGACCUCAAAAGCCUCUUAAAAAGAUUCAAUGACGUUCAAGUCAAAAAUGACUCUGAAAAAACGAAAUCUAGCGUUAAAACGAAGCAGCCAACAAAGACGAAAGUGACUUUAGAUGCUACGUCGAUGAGAGUAGAUUCUAGCGAAGAAAAAUCACAUCCGCAUGCGGAUGACAUAUCAAGCCGACCACAGGACAUAAUAAACCCGCUCAAAAGGCCCGGAGACACCAAAGCCGUCCCAAAUGUGUUAGAUUCUUCCAAAACCUCCGACUUUAGACUCGAUGAACUAGGAACGGUGCUUCCCAAUGACGACGAGUUCUUCGACAUGCAGCAAGUAAGUGAAAUGCUAGAUGGGGUGCGGGUCAAGAGACCUAAAACAGAGCGCAAUGCUUCGCAGGAUCACAGUUACACGCGAGUUCAAAGACAGAGCCCUGAGGGCGCACAUGCUCACGGAUCAACGUUUGAAAGCCUGUCUCGACCAGUGAACGAGGCACUGCCGCGCAUAUACAAAGUAGAGCAUCUUUCUAUUCAGGAGCUAGGAAUGGACAUGGAUAUCCUCGACCUGGUCUUGCCCAUGGUGCCAAUUUUGCACGCGAGCAACGUCAUCACCAACCAGGAUUUGGUACGGAUGACGGAAAUGGUACGAAUUUACCAUAAUCAAGCCAACAAUCUCAAGCGCAGACUUCUGGAUGUAUUAUUGACACGAUCCACAGCAGAUGAUCUCUUCAAAGUUCGUCUCACUCGCGUCGAGAACAAGUUGGUAUUUCAACAAGCUAAAUCAUACGAUGUGCAAGUCACAGAAAUGCUACAGGAACUACAAAAUCGGCAGCAGGAGGUAGCAGAAAAGCUAAGCAUGCUCAUGGAUUCAUUCUAUCGUGCGGGACACAAUUGA
Molecule: messenger RNA, 1797 nt
Organism: Lachancea sp. 'fantastica'
Lineage: Eukaryota; Fungi; Ascomycota; Saccharomycetes; Saccharomycetales; Saccharomycetaceae
Source: the annotation of a GenBank genome assembly